Mesocricetus auratus (golden hamster) is the source of this 797-nucleotide messenger RNA. Its product is annotated as paired mesoderm homeobox protein 2-like. NCBI's taxonomy places the organism in Eukaryota, Metazoa, Chordata, Mammalia, Rodentia, Cricetidae. The record is from RefSeq and is a predicted model, not a curated record. The coding region runs from base 141 to 665 and encodes 174 amino acids. The transcript is spliced from 4 exons. Gene Ontology annotation, biological process: regulation of transcription by RNA polymerase II. Gene Ontology annotation, molecular function: DNA-binding transcription factor activity, RNA polymerase II-specific; RNA polymerase II transcription regulatory region sequence-specific DNA binding.
CCCUACGUUCGACGUCCAAUAGCGUGCUCCCCACGCCCCCCCCCACCCACGCUCUCCGCUUGCCUCCACAGGAGAGUUAUGGGCUUUUCCCCCUGAGAGUAGCCACAUUCGGCUUGCAGCCCACUUUGUGAGGUUCCACCAUGGCUCUCUGCAAGCUGGAAGAAAAUGAGAUCGAAGUGAGCCUUGAUUUUGAAGAAGAGGGCACUGCAACAGCAGAAAGUGGCGGCUCUGGUAAAGUUUUUCUAAAUGGUUCAGACAAACCAAAGAACCAGGGCAUCCUAGACCACAAGGAUGAUGUGAUGCAGUCUUCAGUCUUCAGAUACAUUCGUGGUAACAUCAAAAAGGAGAGCCAUGGGAGCCACCAAGCAUCUGGGUCCCCACAGCUGAAGGAGCAAGAGAACAUGGCUGCUGCCAGAAUUCCACAAUUUCGGCGCACAAGACCACGGAUCCAGUUUGGUCUGACACCCAGGCAGCUUAGUGAAUUGGAAGACGUUUUUGAAAAAACUAAGUAUCCUGAUGAGAGCAUAAGGAAGGACCUUGCCAAGCGCUUGUUCCUUGGAGAAUCCAGAGUACGGAGUUGGUUUAAGAGAAGAAGAGCCAAAUACAGGAAAAGUCAGCAGUCUCAAAUGCUGCAGAGUGAAUCUGCUGAUAGGCAGAACACCUAGCAGCAAAGCUUUCGGAGGAGUCCUGGAGCAGCACCCUGUCCAGGUGCCAGAUGAAGACAGGAUAUUGUGAUGUCACUGACACAUUAAGAGCCUAUAAUGGCUGUAAUGAAAGCUUAUCACUUCAUCAAUAAA